AUGGCUAAAAAACCGGAGCAAAAGAUGGUCUCUAUCAAGAAGGAGAAGACUGACACCCCUAAGAGCACCACCACCGCUCCUCCGCAACUUCUCGCGUCUAUUUCCUCUUUCCUGUCCAGCAAUGGCUUCAACACCACCAACACUGCGUUCGGAAAGGAACUGAAGAAGGCCAUCAGCAAGGCUGACACGAAGAAUGCUCCGUCUUUGCUGGAAAUUUUCCAGGCUUGGGAGAAGAACGAUUCUUCUAGCUCAAGCUCCGAUAGCGACAACGAUAGCAGCACCGAUUCCAACUCCGACUCUGAGAGCGAUUCUAGCGACUCGGACGUUGAGAUGGAGGAUGCGCCCAAAGCUGUGAAGGACCAGAAGGCUCGCUCCCCCUCUCCUUCCUCUUCCUCUAGCUCUGAGAGUGACGCCGACGAUGAGGACGAAGAUGAGGCUGCUCCUACUCCUGCUCCUGCUGCCAAGAAGUCCGCGGGUGUGAAGCGCAAGGCCGAAUCCAGCGACGAGUCAUCGUCUGAUUCGAGCUCUGAUUCCGGUUCCGAGAGCGAUGCGCCCAAGGCCAAGAAGGUUAAGACCACUAAGAAGGACGAGUCCUCUUCUGAAUCUGAGUCUGACUCAUCGGCCUCGUCCUCUGAUUCCAGCUCCGACUCGAGUGACUCCUCUGACUCCGACUCUGGCUCCGACUCUGACUCCUCCGAGUCGGAGUCUGAGAAGGAGCCCGUCAAGAAGGAAGAUGCUAAGGCCCUCAAGCAGGCAAAGAAGACCCCCCUCCCCGAGUCUUCUGACUCGAGCUCAUCCAGCUCCUCAUCGGACGAUAGCUCUGAUGACGAAGAGGCCGGCGGUGUCACCGUCUCUACCUCGUCCGACUCCAGUGCCACCGUCGCUGCUUCCCCUGGACCUUCUGCCGUUGAUAACAAGGCCUUCGACAACGUGCGGGACUCUUCGUCGAGUGCCAGCCCCGUCCCUGGAAAUGGCUCCGCAAAGAAGCACACAGGAGCUCGUCCCACCCCGCUUGCUGCUUUGAGCGCCCUUCCUUUUGACGGCCCCAAGAAUGAAUACAUUGCCUAUGCCUAUGCUGACCGCGCCUACGCGGAUCUGUCAGUCACUCGUGGAAAGGGUUUCACCAAGGAGAAGAACAAGAAGAAGCGCGGCUCCUACCGUGGUGGCCCGAUCGACAUCGCUGGGGGCAAGUCUUUCAAGUUUGACGACUAG
Penicillium pulvis is the source of this 1212-nucleotide messenger RNA. RefSeq names its product nucleolar and coiled-body phosphoprotein 1 family protein. Bases 1 to 1212 code for a protein of 403 amino acids. NCBI's taxonomy places the organism in Eukaryota, Fungi, Ascomycota, Eurotiomycetes, Eurotiales, Aspergillaceae. The record is from RefSeq and is a predicted model, not a curated record. The transcript is spliced from 2 exons.